UUAUUUUUGAGCUCCAAACACAAAAUUAGGAAACCCUCAAAACACAGUCCCUCGUUAGUCUUUCUUGUUUCUCACAGCUCUCUCUCUCUCUCUAUACUCUACGACUACGACUUUCUCUCUCUAGGGACCGCCAUCGCCAUUGCUUCAAGGACCUCUCUGGACUUGCAGUCCGGCCGGCAUUUCGAUUUCACUAUUCAGAGAGCAACAGAGCUAUGGAUUCCUCACAGUCCCAACAGAGAAGAGGAGGAUUGGUGUCACUAUCACCCUCGCAGACGCCGAGGUCGAGCGACAAGUCGGUGCGAGAUCUGCGAUCCGGGGAUUCGAAUUCGACAAACAGGCAUGAGAAGGAAAAGGGUGUCAAUGUGCAGGUCCUUGUGCGUUGCAGGCCAUUGAGUGAAGAUGAAAUGAGAGUGCAUACGCCGGUCGUGAUUUCUUGCAAUGAGAGUAGAAGAGAAGUUGCUGCAAUUCAGAAUAUAGCUAACAAGCAGAUUGAUAGAACUUUUGCGUUUGACAAGGUCUUUGGUCCGGCAUCCCAACAGAAGGAACUGUAUGAUCAAGCUGUGGCGCCUAUCGUAAAUGAAGUUCUUGAGGGAUAUAACUGCACUAUCUUUGCCUAUGGUCAGACAGGGACGGGAAAAACAUACACUAUGGAAGGAGGAGCAAGAAAGAAGAAUGGGGAGUUUCCAAGUGAUGCGGGUGUUAUCCCAAGAGCUGUUAAACAAAUUUUUGACAUUUUAGAAGCUCAGGUUGCUGAGUAUAGCAUGAAAGUCACAUUUUUAGAGCUGUACAAUGAGGAGAUAAGUGAUCUUUUGGCCCCUGAUGAGAACAUGAAGUUUGUAGAUGACAAAUCAAAGAAACCCAUAGCUCUCAUGGAAGAUGGAAAGGGUGGUGUUUUUGUAAGAGGCUUGGAAGAAGAGAUAGUGUGCACAGCAAAUGAAAUUUAUAAAAUCUUGGAGAAGGGAUCGGCAAAAAGGCGUACAGCUGAGACACUUCUCAACAAACAAAGCAGCCGUUCGCACUCAAUAUUUUCCAUCACAAUUCACAUUAAGGAAUGCACUCCAGAGGGCGAAGAAAUGAUUAAGUGUGGGAAGCUGAAUCUUGUAGACCUCGCUGGGUCUGAGAACAUUUCACGCUCUGGUGCAAGAGAGGGCAGAGCAAGGGAAGCUGGGGAGAUAAAUAAAAGCUUACUUACUCUUGGUCGUGUCAUUAAUACUCUCAUUGAGCACUCUGGUCAUGUUCCGUAUAGGGACAGUAAACUUACAAGAUUACUGCGAGACUCCUUAGGAGGAAAAACAAAGACAUGCAUAAUUGCUACUGUGUCACCCAUCCAUUGUUUGGAAGAAACACUCAGCACCUUAGAUUAUGCACACCGUGCCAAAAAUAUAAAGAACAAACCAGAGGUCAAUCAAAAAAUGAUGAAAUCUGCUUUGAUCAAGGAUUUGUAUUCUGAGAUUGAUCGGCUCAAGCAAGAGGUAUAUGCUGCCAGAGAGAAGAAUGGAAUCUAUAUACCACGAGAUCGUUAUCUUAGUGAAGAAGCAGAGAAGAAGGCAAUGGCUGAAAAGAUAGAACGGAUGGAUCAUGAUUCUGAAUCCAAAGACAAGCAAUUGCUGGAGCUUCAGGAACUUUACAGUUCUCAGCAACUUUUGGCUGUAGAAUUGGGCGAUAAACUUGAAAAAACUGAGAAAAAGCUUGAGGAAACUGGACAUGCACUGUUUGAUCUCGAGGACAAACAUCGACAAGCAAAUGCGACCGUCAAAGAGAAGGAAUUUCUGAUAGUAAAUCUUCUCAAAUCGGAAAGAUCACUUGUCGAGCGUGCAUUUGAGCUGCGAGCAGAGCUAGAGAAUGCUGCAUCAGAUGUGUCCAGUUUAUUUGCUAAAAUUGAGUGUAAGGACAAGAUUGAAGAUGGAAACCGGAUACUAGUCCAGAAAUUCCAGUCCCAAUUAACUCAGCAGCUUGAAGUCCUGCAUAAAACCGUGGCAGUUGCAGUGACACAACAAGAACAGCAAUUGAAAGAUAUGGAAGAGGACAUGCAGUCCUUUGUAUCAACGAAGGCAGGGGCUACUGAAGAACUGCGAGGAAGAUUAGGAAAGCUUAAAAACAUGUAUGGUUCUGGUAUUAAAGCUCUGGAUGGUAUAGCUGGGGAUCUUGAAGGAAAUUCGCAAUCAACAUUUUCUCAUCUAAACUCUGAAGUUUCUAACCAUUCUUCUGCUCUGGAAGAUCUCUUCAAAGGAAUCGCUUCCGAAGCUGAUGCGUUACUCAAUGAUCUUCAAGGCAAUCUUCACAACCAAGAAGAGAAGCUAAGGGCAUUUGCACAACAACAGCGUGAGGCUCAUGCAAGAGCAGUUGAAACUGCACGGUCAGUUUCUAAAGUUACUGUGGACUUCUUCAAAACUCUAGACUUGCAUGCAUCCAGUCUGACCCAAAUUGUGGAAGAAGCACAAACUGCCAACGACAAGAAAUUGUCUGAACUUGAAGAUAAGUUUGAGGAGUGUGCUGCUAAUGAAGAAAGGCAGUUACUAGAGAAAGUGGCAGAGCUGCUGACAAGUUCAAAUGCCAGGAAGAAAAGACUGGUCCAAACUGCAGUAAAGGAUCUUCGAGAGAGCGCAACAAGCAGAACCACCAAAUUACAGCAAGAAAUGUCGACCAUGCAAGGUUCAACUUCUUCUAUAAAAGCAAAGUGGACACUUCACAUGGAAACAACAGAAUCCCAUUACCAUGAAGAUACUUCGGCUGUGGAAUGUGGAAAGAAAGGCAUGGAGGAGGUUCUACAGAAUUGUUUGAAGCAGGCGUCAAUGGGUGCAGAACAAUGGAAGAAAGCUCAGGGGUCCUUGCUCACUCUAGAAAAGAGAAAUGUUUCUUCUGUGGAUUCCGUUGUUAGGAGGGGAACGGAAGCGGAUCAAGCCUUACGUGAAAAGUUUUCCUUGGCUGUGUCAACUGCACUAGAAGAUGUAGAUGUUGCAGACAAGAAUCUCCUUUCUUCCAUAGAUCAUUCAUUACAACUUGACCGUGAGGCGUGUGGAAAUCUGAACUCAAUGAUUGUUCCAUGUUGCGGGGAUCUGAGGGAACUAAAGGGAGGUCACUACCAUAAUAUUGUUGAAAUCACCGAAAAUGCAGGAAAAUUUCUUCUCGAUGAAUAUGUGGUGGAUGAACCAUCAUGUUCCACACCAAGAAAGAGGUCAUUCAAUCUUCCAAGCGUUGCAUCCAUUGAAGAACUCAGGACUCCUGCUUUUGAGGAAUUGUUGAGGUUAUUCUGGGAUGGAAGAUCGGCAAAACAGGCAAAUGGUGACCUAAAACACAUCACAGGGGCGUACGAGGCUGCUCAAUCCAUUAGAGACUCCAGAGUUCCCCUCACUGCUAUUAACUAAAGAGAGGGGGAUACGUGUUGUACAUAACGUAUAUGGCUUAUAUAUGUACUCUUUAGUCACUGCGGUACGCAACUCUUAUUCAUUGAUUGUUUCUUGAGAAAAUGAACUGUUGUGGAUGGAGAAAUCGAUAUAUGUACUCUUUAGUUGCUGCGCUACUCAACUCUUAUUCGUUUAUUGUUUCUUGACAAAAUGAACUGCUGUGGAUGGAGAAAUCGAUACAGUAUGUAGGGUUCUUGGGGAACUUCAAAAUAAAGUUCGUUGAAUUUUCCCA
This is a messenger RNA of Malus domestica (apple), 3636 nucleotides long. RefSeq names its product kinesin-like protein KIN-5D. Gene Ontology annotation, biological process: spindle elongation; mitotic spindle assembly; microtubule-based movement. The record is from RefSeq and is a predicted model, not a curated record. Gene Ontology annotation, molecular function: microtubule binding; plus-end-directed microtubule motor activity; ATP binding. Lineage: Eukaryota; Viridiplantae; Streptophyta; Magnoliopsida; Rosales; Rosaceae. Gene Ontology annotation, cellular component: spindle microtubule; mitotic spindle.